AUGUUUGUACUUCACAAAUGUAGAGUCCUGCAAAGAGCCACCGUCGCCCCAGACCUCGCCUCACGCCUCGAGGCCCCGGGCCUCGCCUCAGCCCCAGUACAAAUAUCUCAAGCCUCGCCUCGGGCCUCGUCUCAGGCCUCGCCUCGGGCCUCGUCUCAGGCCUCGCCUCGGGCCUCGUCUCAGGCCUCGCCUCGGGCCUCGUCUCAGGCCUCGCCUCGGGCCUCGUCUCAGGCCUCGCCUCGGGCCUCGUCUCAGGCCUCGCCUCGGGCCUCGUCUCGGGCCUCGCCGCGGGCCUCGCCUAGGGCCUCGCCUCGGGCCUCACCUCAGGCCUCAGCACAAGCGGCUGCAGGACCAGUCCAAAAGAGCGUGUGGAUCAUUGGAGACGGCCACGUACAGCGCGCUGCAGAGAGAGCGUCAGACAGUGUGGGCAGCCAUCUUGGUCUUACCAACACAGUUGUCAGUUGGUUUGCCUGGGAGGGCAUGUGUUGGAGCAAAGUCGUUCCCUCCUUCAACAGGUUCAAAGGAAGAGGUGUGCCGGACGUCCUCCUGAUUCACUGCGGCGGGAAGGACCUGGGAAACGUGCCCAGUGUCAAAUUGUUGGAUGUGAUGAAGGAGGACCUGCGCCAGCUCCAUCAGCAGCACCCAGGAAUGCAAAUCCUUCUCUCCGCCAUUCCUGAGCGGUGCAUGUAUAAGGCUGGAGUAAAGCCGGCAAAGCUCCACAAGGCUCGCAAAUUCAUCAACAAAGUCAUAGUGUGGACCGUGCAGAGUGUGGACCGUGCAGAGUGUGGACCGUGCAGAGUGUGGACCGUGCAGAGUGUGGACCGUGCAGAGUGUGGACCGUGCAGAGUGUGGACCGUGCAGAGUGUGGACCGUGCAGAGUGUGGACCGUGCAGAGUGUGGACCGUGCAGAGUGUGGACCGUGCAGAGUGGACCGUGCAGAGUGUGGACCGUGCAGAGUGUGGACCGUGCAGAGUGUGGACCGUGCAGAGUGUGGACCGUGCAGAGUGUGGACCGUGCAGAAUCAACACAUGCAAACUGAUCAGUUACAGAAAUGUGCUUCAUGUUUGUGCUGCUGUGUCCUGGAACACGGAUGAAGAGGCUUCACUCGUGCCUGUCGGGGUCGCCCUGGUGAACUGUCGGGGUCGCCCUGGUGAACUGUCGGGGUCGCCCUGGUGA
Molecule: messenger RNA, 1176 nt
Organism: Knipowitschia caucasica
Lineage: Eukaryota; Metazoa; Chordata; Actinopteri; Gobiiformes; Gobiidae
Source: the annotation of a GenBank genome assembly